Achroia grisella is the source of this 1673-nucleotide messenger RNA. Its product is annotated as venom carboxylesterase-6-like. Lineage: Eukaryota; Metazoa; Arthropoda; Insecta; Lepidoptera; Pyralidae. The transcript has 10 exons. The record is from RefSeq and is a predicted model, not a curated record. The coding region runs from base 11 to 1666 and encodes 551 amino acids.
UUGUGACGAGAUGACACCUACGACCUUUGUUUUAUUAUAUUUUUUAAUCGCAUCGGCCUCUGCUGACCCCGGGCCGGUGGUCAAUAUAGCUGAUGGCGUGAUACAGGGUGUUUGGAAGACGUCCACCAAAGGGCGGACAUUUGCCAGCUUCUUUGGAAUCCCUUAUGCACAACCACCUAUAAAUGAAAAUAGAUUUAAGGAUCCGCAACAACCUACCCCGUGGAGUGGAGUACGGGAUGCUACACAAGGACCCCCCAACUGCUUGCAGUACGAACCUUCUGUAAGAAAUGUUACCGGCAAUGAAGAUUGUUUAUAUGUUAAUGUAUAUACACCAAAUCUAAACCCAGGGAAGCCAAUGCCCGUGAUGGUAUUUAUACAUGGAGGCGCGUAUAUGUAUGGCAAUGGGUUCCAUUAUGGACCCUUUUUUCUAAUGGACAAAGAUUUGGUGGUCGUCACCAUUCAGUACAGGCUUGGACCUUUAGGUUUUUUGAGUACGGGCGACAGUGUACUACCUGGAAAUUUAGGUUUGAAAGACCAAGCGUUCGCUUUGCACUGGAUUAAAAAAAAUAUUGCCGCUUUUGGCGGGAACCCUGAGAACGUCACGCUGACUGGGCACUCCGCUGGUGCGUCGAGUGUUCACUACCAUCUACUAUCUCCUUUGUCUAGAGGUACCUUCGCAAAUGCUAUAGCUUACAGCGGCUCGGCCUUUGCACCGUGGGCCUUCUCAGGGAAAUUGGUAGAGAAAUCGAAGAUCUUAGCAUCAUUGGUUGGCUGCCCAACAAAUAGUAGCCAGGCAAUGGUCGAUUGUUUAACUGAUAAACCUGGUGAGGAACUCGCCAGCGCACAAGUUCAUUUCAUGGGUUGGAAGAUUCAACUAUUUACUGAAUUCGGUCCAACGAUAGAACCUAGGGAUUCUAAGAACCCUUUCCUAAAGCAGCAUCCGUUCGAAGCUACAAGAUCUGGGGAUAUUUCGAGAGUUCCUCUCAUCACUUCUGUGACUUCUGAAGAAGGGUUGUACCCUGCUGCGGCAUACCUCAACCCGGAUCUUCUACCAGAGUUAGAGGCACAUUGGGAUACUCUAGCUGCCACUAUCUUCCAAUAUAACGACACAAUACCUGAAGAGCAACACGCGACUGUUUCAGCUAAGAUAAAAAAGUACUAUCUCGAUGGUAAACCAGUCAGUCAGGAAACUUAUCCGCAACUUGUUCAGGCACUCAGCGAUCGCCUGUUCUCGGUGGACGUUGGCAAACUUGCUGAUACGUAUGCGAGAGCAUCGCAGCAGCCCGUCUACCUGUACAGAUACAGCUUCCGGGGAGAGAAGAGCUUUACUACAUUCCUGACACACAACUAUAAUAACUACGGAGUAUCUCAUGCUGACGAUUUGUUCCACAUUUUCCACGUUGGUCCGAUGCACGGAACGACGUCUGAUGAUCUCCAAAUGAAUGAAAUCAUGCUUGAUAUGCUAUACAGCUUCGCUAGUACAGGAGUACCAAAAGUGUCUGACAAUGUUACUUGGCUACCGGUGAACGUGGAUUCUGCAGAUCUUAACUAUUUAGAUAUAUCUUCACCACGUAAAAUGGAAAUGAGGAACAGCUCCGAUUUUGGACACAAAUCAUUCUGGGAUAGUCUCGGAUUCAUUGAAAAUGAUCAAUAUAACAUACCUUAAGAUGAUG